CUGAGUGCUCCACGCGACAGACACUGUGAGCAGACAAGAUGGCGUCGAAGUGAGUGCAGUGUCGUAGGUUACGAUGCAUCGGGGUGAGCUGCAACUCGCCUUAUUGAGAGCAGAGAUCUGAAACAGAUAUGGAUAAAUGUAAACAUGUUGGACGGCUAAGACUUGCCCAGGACCACUCGAUUCUGAACCCGCAGAAGUGGCACUGUGUAGACUGUAACACCACAGAGUCGGUGUGGGCCUGCCUUAGCUGCUCACACGUGGCCUGUGGACGCUACAUUGAGGAACAUGCAAUCAAGCACUUUCAGGAAAAGAAACACCCCGUGGCUUUAGAGGUGAAUGAACUGUACGUUUUCUGCUACUUGUGUGACGACUAUGUACUGAACGACAAUGCCACAGGGGACCUCAAGUUGCUGCGCAGCACGCUAAGUGCCAUCAAGAGCCAGAACUAUGAGUGCACCACUCGUAGCGGCCGAACACUGCGCUCCAUGGCCAGUGAAGACAUCUCUGCAGGCAGUGUGCAGGAGCUGCUGUGGGAUGAGGACCGCAUGUUCACAGCGCUCUGGCACCGGAGACGCUCCCUAAUGGGCCGUGUCUUCCGCUCUUGGUUCGAGCUGACGGAAGGAGGCAAGCGGCGGACAGAGGAGGAGAGGCUCAGGGAAGAGGCAGAGAUAAGGAGGACAAAGACCCGGGAGAGGAGGCAGGAGCUGAAGCGUCGGCUGAAGGAGGAGCUGGAAAGCACCCCUCCGAGGAAGAGCUACCGCCUGCAGGAGCAGAGCCAAACAAGCAACCCCACAACGAAUGUGCAGGCAGUUUUGCCCAAGACGUUUAGCAGAAUACCAGUGCCGCCACAGCAACAAGCAGCAAGAAGAAAAGUAACAACAACAAUUCAUAAGCAAAGGAAGAUAUGCACAGGGGGGAAAAAAACAACCACAUCCACCUCGCUCAAAACAGGCAAGUUAAAGUCUGGAGACUCUCCCAUCAAACGGAGGCCCACAGUAACCCCUGGUGUGACAGGCCUGCGCAAUUUGGGCAACACCUGCUAUAUGAACUCUAUCCUGCAAGUGCUGAGCCACCUGCACAUCUUCCGCGAGUGCUUCCUGCAGCUUGACCUCAACCAAGCCCUGGAGCUGCUUGCCAGCGCCGCCAAUGGCAGUGCUCACAAACCCUCAUCCCCCAUCUUAAAGAGGAGGAACUUAUCAGCGGGCCUGAGCGGGGGAGCCUCACGUACGAGGAGCAUGGAGCUUAUCCAGCCCAAGGAGCCCAGCUCCAAACACAUUUCCUUGUGCCACGAGCUGCACACCCUUUUCCAGGUGAUGUGGUCGGGGAAGUGGGCUCUGGUGUCCCCCUUCGCCAUGCUGCACUCGGUAUGGAGGCUUAUCCCAGCCUUUAGGGGCUAUGCCCAACAGGAUGCUCAGGAGUUCCUCUGUGAGCUCUUGGAUAAAGUGCAGCGGGAACUGGAGACCACAGGCACUAUACAGCCUGCCCACAUGCCUGCCUCCCAGAGGAAGCUUAUCAAACAGGUCCUGAAUGUAGUCAACACUAUAUUUCACGGGCAGCUUCUCAGUCAGGUUACCUGCCUUGCCUGUGACAAUAAGUCCAAUACCAUAGAGCCAUUCUGGGACUUGUCACUGGAAUUCCCUGAAAGGUACCACUGCUACGGAAAAGAAACUGCCUCGCAGUAUCCCUGCCUGCUGACUGAAAUGCUAGCAAAGUUCACAGAGACAGAAGCCUUGGAAGGGAAGAUAUAUGCAUGUGAUCAGUGCAACAGUAAGCGCAGGAGAUUUUCUUCUAAACCAGUCAUCCUGACGGAAGCUCAGAAACAGCUUGUGGUCCACAAACUGCCUCAGGUCUUGAGACUGCACCUUAAACGUUUUAGGUGGUCCGGUCGCAAUCAUCGUGAGAAAAUUGGAGUCCAUGUCAGCUUUGAUCAGAUACUGAACAUGGAGCCCUACUGCUGUAGGGAUUCCACAGGGACCCUCAGACCAGACUGUUUCAUAUAUGACUUGUCUGCUGUGGUGAUGCAUCAUGGAAAGGGAUUUGGCUCAGGACACUACACUUCAUAUUGCUAUAAUACAGAAGGAGGGUUUUGGGUGCAUUGUAAUGAUUCCAAGUUAAACAUCUGCACUGUGGAGGAAGUGUGUAAGGCACAGGCCUACAUACUCUUUUAUACCCAGCGUGUUUCUCAGGAGAAAGGACCAUCUCUUUAAACAAUGCCUCACCAGAGCAAUCUUCCAGCAGCUGAACACCAGCAUGGCAUUGAAAAGGGUAACCCUUCACUUGAAAACAUCAGCACAUCCAAAGACACUGGGCUGUAUUUUCCUCUGUGUGCAAACUGUGAGCAAACUGCCCACUCCAUAGGAAAUGGAUUGGAUGGGCAGUUAGCCCACAGGGAAAAUCAGGCUCAUUUAGUCUUUGUACACUGUUUAGACUUUUCUUUGUGAAUAUGAAGUAGUGAUACUAAAUAUCGAAUACAACACUAGUUUAAGGUUCCUCCUUUUGUGAAUUAAUGUACAUUUUGUUUAUAACGUUUUGUAAUACAAUGUUUGUAAACUGCAUUUUGUUAAGAAUAGUGUAUAUAUGGCGGUAAUUGAUUUAAAUUGGUAAAAAUAACAACUGCAUGUAUGUGGCAACUGUUCAGGCAUUUUAAACGAGUUGAACUGCCAUGAGGAAAUUCUGUAGUCUGUUUUGCUAUGAUCUUUCAGAAAGUAUUCAUUUUAUAAUACUGUUCUGAGAAUAAAUACAUAUCUAGAUACUUGCCUUUCAACUGAACAAUCUGUUACUUGUGGACUUCCUGUUGAAUGUUCCCGGAAUAUUUGUUAAUAUUAGUUAACAAUCAGGGAAGAUUUUUUUUUUUUAUUACAGAAAUUUCCCUACCUGGGAUGGGGGGCGGACACACGACUUAUUCAGUACACAAUCAAAAUCUAAAGAAGUCCUGCAACUAGUCCUGGGUUUCAAAUGGCUUUUAUAAAAUGUGUUGUAAAACUGAUAAUGUGCCAGCAGUCAGGCUCAUGCCAAACUCCUACAUAGUUACCUGUGUAGAGUGUUUUAGAGAGUGUAAUGUUUUCUGUGUAAUUAAUACAUUGAACACAUACAAGUGAAAGUUAUUACAGGCUGGAUAACACCUAUAAUUACUCUGUCCCUAUACUUUGGCUGUUUUCUCAGAACAGGUCUGAAAUAUUUUAAGUAAUUUGAUCCCUUUGCUGCUUAAUGUCCAAUAUAUUUGACAUUAAGAAAAUAGGCAUUAGAUGGGGAUGUGAACAUACCCUGGGUAGUAAAGGGUUGUUCUAAAACCUGUGGUAUACUUAAGCAGCUUUUCCCAUGAAGCCAAAACUGUUUUUGUUUCAAUGUACUGCAGGAAUACACAAUGCUCCAAACAAAGGAAUUGCAUGCAUUUCUUGCUGUGCAAUACAAAAAUAAUAAUUGAGGGUUGUGUUAGGAAAACUUGAUAUCCCAAUAUAAAUGAGGAGUGUCUUGGAAGGGGGGAUGCAAAAUAUCUACAUAAGUGCUUUAGCAUCUCAAUCUUCAUAGGUGUAAUCAUUUUUGAAACACAAGGUAUUUCCUUUAUUAUUUUUUAUUUAUUUUGGUAACCAAAGCUCUUGGUAAUGCAACAUAAAAACAGUUCUAAGAGGUAGUUAGUUUAAUAAUGCAAGUGGCUUGAUGUACGUGUAGAUUUGUAGAUGUAAAUUCUUGUUUGUUUUGCUGUCUUUGAUAUGCUCUUCAGGGAACGUGGUGUACUGAUCUGUCUAGGAGAUUGCAGUGCACAAAUCCACAGGGCUUGCCAGGUAUUCAGAUUGGUGUUUGACCCUCCAGGAUUUAUUUUUUGUUUUUACUCUCAUCAAAGAAGCUUGUUCAUUGCAAAACAGCAGUUUUCGGAAAUAAAGCUCAGAAUCAAAUUGUCUUCACCUAGAAAUUUUAAGCGAUUUUUAUAUAUUGUGAUUUUUAUCUAUAUUGAUCUGAAAUCUGUAUUGCAACCUUGCAUUCAGCCUUGGGGUAGCCUUAACUAAAAUUAGAUCAUUUUAAUUCAAAACACUAUGUCAGAAUACUAUUGACAAUAUGUCCAUGUUUUGCAAUUUAUAGGUUUCUAGUUCGGAAUACCAAAACAUCACAUUAUGGUUUAUAUGUUUCUAGUCAUAUUUAAAAUUGGCAAUUAUUGGCAAUAUUUUUUGUUUUGUUUUUAAGAUGUUUGUAAAAAUUCAGUGUCCUGUAGUAUAUUGUUUUGUUUGUUUUUUUUCUGAUGUAAAUCUUUGGAAGUAAUACUAUGCAAAUUGUUACCUCAAUUUUAGAUAACU
This is a messenger RNA of Polyodon spathula (Mississippi paddlefish), 4289 nucleotides long. Its product is annotated as ubiquitin carboxyl-terminal hydrolase 44-like. Gene Ontology annotation, cellular component: cytoplasm. Gene Ontology annotation, molecular function: cysteine-type deubiquitinase activity; zinc ion binding. The record is from RefSeq and is a predicted model, not a curated record. The transcript is spliced from 6 exons. NCBI's taxonomy places the organism in Eukaryota, Metazoa, Chordata, Actinopteri, Acipenseriformes, Polyodontidae. Gene Ontology annotation, biological process: protein deubiquitination. The coding region runs from base 129 to 2207 and encodes 692 amino acids.